Ostrinia nubilalis (European corn borer) is the source of this 7051-nucleotide messenger RNA. RefSeq names its product jmjC domain-containing histone demethylation protein 1 (gene Kdm2). Lineage: Eukaryota; Metazoa; Arthropoda; Insecta; Lepidoptera; Crambidae. Bases 105 to 3398 code for a protein of 1097 amino acids. The transcript has 21 exons. Gene Ontology annotation, biological process: protein demethylation; regulation of transcription by RNA polymerase II. The record is from RefSeq and is a predicted model, not a curated record. Gene Ontology annotation, molecular function: zinc ion binding; DNA binding; protein binding.
CUGUUGCAAAUGGUGGAUUGCGUUUCUUUUUCUUGUGCUCUGUGUAAAAUAUUUACGUAAAAUAGUGUUAAAUUCGUGGUGCGGUGUUUCUGACUAUCGUAAACAUGUCGGAAACACUGCCGAAUACAAAAAAACAAGUUCCAAGGCAACUGCGUGAACGCAAGCAACGUAAACUUUAUUCCGAUGAGUGGGCUCUCGGAGACGAUGAAGUGGAAGGUGGCCGGGGCUUCUCUCUUGCUGACAAGCUGGAGAGUCCCCGCUUUGAACACACCGGUGCUGUACUGGAGAUGCAUGGAACGGACAUCACCAUUUCCUACCUGCAGAAGAACGGAUUCACCACUCCGUUGCUGUUCAAAGAGAAGACCGGACUGGGGCUGAGAGUGCCGACCAGCAACUUUACCGUGAACGAUGUGCGCAUGUGCGUGGGCUCCCGCCGCUUGCUCGACGUCAUGGAUGUCAACACGCAGAAAAACAUCGAGAUGACAAUGAAGGACUGGCAACGUUACUACGACGACCCGAACAAGGAGCGUCUACUCAAUGUCAUCUCGCUGGAGUUUUCUCACACCCGCCUCGAGAACUACGUCCAAGCGCCACGCAUAGUGCGCCUCAUCGACUGGGUGGACACUGUUUGGCCGAGACACCUUAAGGACCAGCAGACGGAGUCGACCAACGCACUCGACGACAUGAUGUACCCCAAAGUGCAGAAAUACUGCCUGAUGUCGGUCAAGGGCUGCUACACCGACUUCCACAUCGACUUCGGAGGCACUUCUGUGUGGUAUCACAUUUUGAGAGGUGCAAAGGUGUUCUGGCUCAUACCGCCUACUGAGAAGAAUCUGCAGCUCUACGAGAAGUGGGUGCUUUCUGGCAAACAGUCAGAUGUCUUCUUCGGAGACACUGUGGAGAAAUGUAUUAGAGUUCACUUGCAAGCGGGCCACACAUUCUUCAUCCCGACUGGCUGGAUCCACGCCGUGUAUACUCCCAGCGACUCGCUGGUCUUCGGCGGCAACUUCCUGCACCAGUUCGGCAUCGAGAAGCAGCUCAAGAUCGCGCAGGUUGAAGACGUGACCAAGGUCCCUCAAAAGUUCCGCUACCCGUUCUUCACGGAAAUGCUGUGGUAUGUCCUGGACCGCUACGUGAGCGCGCUGCUGGGCCGCUCGCACCUCGCGCCCGAGACGCAGCCCGGCGCGCCCGCGCCCGCCACACGAGAACACGUGCAUCUCACGCAGCACGAGCUACAUGGCUUGAAGGCCAUAGUGAUGUAUCUACACCAGCUGCCCGCAGCGCGCAAGUCUGUCCCGGAGCUGUUGUCUGACCCGAUAGCGCUGGUGCGGGACGUCCGCACUCUGGUGGAGCAACACCGUCACGAUAAGCAGAACUUGGCUAUUACUGGCGUGCCGGUGCUCAAAGGUCCCGACGAAGUGGUGUCGGGCGAGCGUCGUCAGUCUAGCGGGCGCGGCGGCCGAGGCGGCUCCACCCGCGGCGGCGCCCGCCCGCGUCCCGACCAUGCCAGCAACGCGCCCAGGCGCCGGCGCACCAGAUGCAAGAAGUGCGAGGCUUGCCAGCGUACCGACUGCGGCGAGUGCGUGUUCUGCCACGACAUGGUCAAGUUCGGCGGGCUCGGCCGCGCCAAGCAGACCUGCGUCAUGCGCCAAUGCUUGCAGCCAAUGCUCCCAGUCACAGCGUCGUGUGCCGUGUGCCACCUCGACGGAUGGAUGCAGACGCCGGUCGCGCCGCAGGCUAAGGGUAACUCGGGACGCAACGGGCCGUCUUCGCUGCGUGAAUGUUCUGUGUGCUAUAGCAUCGUGCACCCGGCUUGCGUGCCGCCUGGCGGGCAAAUCAAUGAGGACCUGCCCAACUCUUGGGAAUGCUCCACUUGCACUACCAUGGGGCUCAACCAUGAUUACAAGCCCCGUCAUUUCCGCGCUCGUCAAAAGUCUUCUGAUCUUCGCCGCAUGAGCGUGGGCUCAGAUGCCAACAGCCAAAUGAGUCACCACAACUACCAGUCUUCGUUUGGGCACAAACUGCCUGGCCCGCUGCCGUCGGCUGUCAAGUCUGAAGGCUCAGACAACGAGGGCAAAAACGAUGUGACGCAUCUGAAGACUGAGGAGGAAAUAAAGCGCGAAGAGGAAGCGGCUGAAGGCGCCGAGGGCGGUGAAGGUUGGGAGCCCAGCGCCAAAAAGCGGCGCUCCAGCGAGGAGGAUGACGCGCCGAAAAAGCACACGCUUCGCGCACACCUCGCUCUGCAGCUCACCCACCACACCGGCAAGGCCCUCAAGAAGCCGUUGUACCCGAUCCGGCCGAUGGGCUUCAUCCAGCAGCCGGGCGCGCCGGGCUCGUCGCCGUGGCUGGACCGCGAGGCCAUGCUGUGCGUUUUCGCCAAGCUCACGCCGCAUGAGCUUGCCGUCUGUGCGCUCGUCUGUAAAGCCUGGGCCGAGUACUCCAUGGAUCCAUCCCUCUGGCGCAGCAUGUCAUUCGUUCAAGUCCGCGUGUCAGCCGCCCAGCUGGCCGGUAUCGCGCGCCGCCAGCCGCUGUCGCUCGGUCUCGAGUGGUGCCAUCUGGCUCGAAGGCAGCUAGCGUGGCUCCUGGCGCGUCUACCAGCGCUCCGCUCCUUGUCGCUGGCCGGCUCGCCAGCUGAAGCGGCGCUCGCGCUGCGUUCGUCCAGUUGCCCUCCUCUCACAUCCCUGGACUUAUCCUUCGCUCGCUGCCUCGACGACGCCAAACUGCGCGGCAUUCUGGCGCCGCCUGAGAACUCCAGGCCUGGUGGAGGAGCCAGGACUGGCGCGGAACCGUCUCGGUUGGCAGCUCUUAGCGUGCUGAGACUGCCGGGGACUGAUAUCACUGAUGUUGCUAUGAGAUACGUUGUGCAGGUUAGUGUCUUGUUAAUAUUGCCUUUUGGUGUGGUGGCCAGUUGCCCUCCUCUCACAUCUCUGAACCUAUCCUUCGCUCGCUGCCUCGACGACGCCAAACUCCGUGGUAUACUGGCGCCGCCAGAGAACUCCAGGCCUGGUGGAGGAGCCAGGACUGGCGCGGAACCGUCUCGCUUGGCGGCUCUUAGCGUGCUGAGACUGCCGGGGACUGAUAUCACUGAUGUUGCUAUGAGAUACGUUGUGCAGGCCCUGCCCAAGCUGUGCGAGCUAGACGCGUCUUCCUGCGCGCGGCUGACGGACGCGGGCGCGGCGCAGCUGGCGCACCACGGCCUGCAGCGGCUGUCGCUGGCCGGCUGCCGCCUGCUCACCGAGGCCGCGCUCGACCACCUGGCGCGCUGCCCCAACCUCGUCAGACUGGACCUCCGACACGUGCCUCUGGUGUCCACGCAGGCGGUCAUCAAGUUCGCGGCCAAGUCCAAGCACAACCUUCACGUGCAGGACGUCAAGUUGGUAGAGCUGAGGAAGACCUGAUGCCAGGCCACGGGGGCGGCGCCGACGUCCGAAGCGGAACCCGCGCCUGCCUCCGUGCCCGACGUCGAGUCUGACGUCACGACCGACGUCACGCCCGACAUCACGCCCGACGCCGCGCUCGACGCAGCUCCCGAGUCUGCGUAAGCGCAAACAUAGACUCUGUGUACAAGGUAAAAAGUGCAAUUUACAAUAACAUUCGGACAAUUCGGAUCGAGUUCUCGUGCGCUCAUUGCACUCAUUGGAAUGUAGACUUUGUGUGUUAACAGUGCAAUUUACAACGUGAUCGCGUGAUACCGUUGGUGUUUUGUUUCAGUCUACUUUAGGUAGGCGUUUCUACACAUUUUGUAGUGAAAAUCGUUACGAUUAUUGUAAUGUGAUUUUGUAUACUGUGAAUGGUUACUGUCAAUGGUCUCACUCAUUUAAGUUUUACUAGUGGACUACGUUUCAGUAGUUUUUUUGUAAAUUUACCUUAAAAGUCAUAAUGUUUUAAAUAACAUAUCAAACAGAAGUCUACAUUUCUUUGUCAGCGCGCACUUUGUAGAUAUUGAAGCAAAGACUUGAGUAAGCUUAUCCUGAUAUAAUUGUUGAAGUGAUACGAUUUUUGGGUAAAUAUUACGACAGUUCACAUGAGAACUGAAGAAUUAGUCAAAAAAUAUCAAUUUUACUUCGAAACCAAAUGAUCAAAUGUUUUCGGGAAUGUUUUUUGUUUCGUUUUCUCAUUCUCUAAUUGUUUUUAUAGUGUGACGUAAUAGUCAUUAAUUUACUCCUUUUACUCUUGAACAGACACAUUAUAUCGUCUUUUGCAAUAUAAUUUCAGUGCCAAUCAGUUUCUAUAUGCCAGCACGAUUUAUACUGCACAAUCAAUGAUAAAUAUAUAAAAAAGUUAUAUGUAUUAAUUUUAUUGCAUGCUGUUGCAUUGGUAUUAUAUUUUAUUGUUAGUUUUUAUAUGUUUCUUGAUUUGGGCCGCGAGAGGCUUUCAUUUAUCAUUGACUGAAAAUUCUAAAUGCCUGUAUUAUAUGAAUGUAUAAGAAAGUUUGUGUCAAAUAGAACUAGCUAAGAUAUGUAAUUACAAAUGCAACUUUCCGUGUGUUUAUGAUCCAAAGAAUAGUUUACAUACUUAUAAAUAGUCCGUGUUAUCUGUCGCGAAAUAAAUGAAUGGUGUAUUAAUUAAUUUGCUCUGAAUGCAACCAAUAGGGUGAAAACAGUUGAUGGAGUUGGCAAUGUUCGGUUGAGAGUUCUUGGCCUAGUUUCGAAGUGCCAGUCAGUAUCGCCAAUUCAGUUCUAAAUAGUAUUGUUCGGCACGCAAUCCCUCGAUACGUGACGUAAGCGUUUGUAUGUGUAAAGGUGGACUCGCACCUGUCUGCUCGGCAGUAAUUGAAUUUUUAUAGUUAUUUUUCAAAGUGUAGGAAAUUAGUAAAUAAAUAUGUUCGGCAUGUACCGUACAGGCAGGUGUGCGAUCACCUAAUUGAAAAUUUUAAUCUUGUUAUUGGUAGGACAAGAUGAUCAAUAGAGUUAAUUAAAUCUAUAAUUCACUAUGAAAUGAUGAAUCCGAAUUCAGGCUGAGGUAUUCGAAUGUUUAACAUAUUUUCGUCAAUAGUCGUCAUGUUAGGAGGAUAGUACUUAUAUUAAACCAAAUAAGCAAUAGUUUUACAUCUUGAUAUACAUCUUACUCAAUUUUAAAUGUUUUAUGUCUCUGAAUAAUUAAUGAUAAAUGUUAAUGUAAAACCAGCUUUAUAGCGAAGUUGCAUUUUUAAUACUUUAUUUUAGUUCAGCAUUAUUUAAAAAUCACUGUGUAAAUAUUCGAUUAUUUAUUGCACACACCGUUCAAUGAAACCUAUUUUAGUUCAUGACAAUUCUAAAUUGCUUAGGUUGUAUUUUUUAGUUCUAGUCGCUUUUUUAGUUAUAAGUUAUUGUUGUUAGUUAGGUAUAUUUUAACUGUGACUGUGUUGGGCUUAUGUAAAUAGAAUACAUGUAGUUUGUGUUUCCUUCUUUCUAUCGAAUACAUUUUAGUCAAAAGAUACAUGAAAAAUUACAAGAGCACUCAAAACUUUUUUGUUAGUCAAAUUCUACUUCUUCCUAGACUUCCUAUAUUUGUAAGUUUCUUCGUAUAAGUUACAGAAAUAAGCACUCGAAUUUAAUUUGUUAUUGAAUAUUCACUAUUAAAUAAGUGUUUGAUUUUCUGUCAUAUUCACAUAGUACUAAUAAAUAGUUCGUGUUGAAUCACACGAGUGUUACAAUAUACUGUUGGUUUCUAUAAAAUAAAUAAAUAAAUAAAUACCAAAAGAAAUACAAAUUCGCGCUUUAUACACUAAGGUGCAUCCUCACUGGGACCAUUCGCAUGUAAUGUAAAAGAUUCCAUUGUUACAUUACACGUGGGCGCUCCCAGUGUCAAAGCACCUUUACGAGUACACCGGCUUUUUACAGUUUUUUAUACAUUAAUAUAAUAUAGUACGCACACACAGACAUGAUAAAACGUUACAGGUGCCUAGCAAUUUAGUAAAGUUUUUAACAGGUAUACAAAAUAUUUACAAUUUUAGAGAACAGUAUUUAUUUUAAUGGUUAGUUAUUGAUAUUGAAAUUUUAUGAGAUUAAAUCAUAAAUAUAUUCUUGGCUUACUCAUUAAAAAUUGUUUCACCUGUUAAAAAUGCAAGUUUAAAAACAAGUAUUUAUGAUUCGUAUUUAUUUCAGUAUUUAUUACCGAAUCAGUACUUACUCUCAAAAUCUGUUGUGUACUUAGAAUUUUAGUUAUUUUCCAAGCCGAACUCUGGGUUAAAUGUAUGGUACAAAGCACAAAUCUGUCAUUUCUAGGCUCCUGUACUCCUGUAAGCACGAACAACUUGUUAGUUAAGUAAACCGACUCGUCACAGUAAGCAUGGUCGCGGGGCCGCCUAUAGCAUAGUGUAGAAAGAAUGAGACAUUGCCAAACUUUGUGCUCACCUACAACAUAAUUCUACGUCGUUCCUGUACUCAAAAGUUGUCUCUAUCAAUAUUAACGAACUGUUUACCAGUUUUCAAAUAAAUUAAUGUAAUUAGCGAGGAAUAAAGAAUUAUACUCGUCAGUAUUUUUGAGUACGGGAAUGCACACGAGUGAAUGGAGAGGCCAUUUAAUGGAUGUCCCAAGUCUUAUUUUGGUUUGUGAUUUAAAUAUUUAAGAAUGUCUCUGGGUGCGCACAUAGUUUCGACGCGGACUGUACAUUAUUACGAUAAGUGGUUAUCGAGAACAUUUUUUGGAAGAGUAUGCUCUACAAUUAAGAGCUAGUUUCUAAGAAUCGUGUGCCUCAGUGUAUAGUAAAUUAGUGUUAGUUGAAAUAUAUGAAAAUUUAUUAAUAAAAUACAAUAUCAUCAUUAAUCACUUGGAAGAAAAUGAUUAUCGGAAUUAGCUGAAUGAGUGAUUAUUGAUUGUAUUAGUUAGUGUAAGGUAACAGAUAUUGUAUAGGUUUUUGUAAGGCCCAUACGCGAGUGUGGCCUGUAUGGCGGGAGUUUACAAGGGCUCGCGUACCGGCAUGUCGUUGGCAGGACGGUGAUAUUAAAGCCAAUGGCUAGGAUUACAAAGUAGCGAUAUUAAUGUGAAUUUGACACGUUUACAAGACGUAUUAUUGUAUCAUUGGUUACCAUAAGCUCUAAUAGUAUUUGAAAUAAAUAUUUACAUUGAA